Siniperca chuatsi (mandarin fish) is the source of this 3860-nucleotide messenger RNA. RefSeq names its product POU class 3 homeobox 3a (gene pou3f3a). Gene Ontology annotation, cellular component: nucleus. Lineage: Eukaryota; Metazoa; Chordata; Actinopteri; Centrarchiformes; Sinipercidae. Gene Ontology annotation, molecular function: DNA-binding transcription factor activity, RNA polymerase II-specific; RNA polymerase II cis-regulatory region sequence-specific DNA binding. Bases 1740 to 3023 code for a protein of 427 amino acids. Gene Ontology annotation, biological process: regulation of transcription by RNA polymerase II; brain development. The record is from RefSeq and is a predicted model, not a curated record. The transcript has a single exon.
AUCCCGUAUCUGCAAUACUCAGUGAGUUUAUUGUGACCUUAAAGUACUUUGUAAUCCUCCUUUAAACACUCUACAACAUCUUAAUAAUAAUAUUACAGGACAAGACACACAUAUCUACUUUUGCUGAUAUAGCAUAUAGCGUUUUUUUAUUGCUACACAUUUUUAUCACUUUUCUCAAACUUAACCAUAUCCUAAAAUCGGAAAAAUCUAAAGGUAAUUUGGAACAUGAUAACUGAACAUAAUGGUGGAUAGGUGGAUUUAAAUAUUAUGAUAAAAGUCUCAGUUUAUGUUGCAGGUUGGGCAAAUACAUUUUCGUGUCUAUUUAUCUUUUACCUUUUGGAUAAGAUCCAAGACAAAUCCGCUGAAAAACAUAUAUUAGCACAUUUCUUGGGCUGCACCUGGCUCGCUCCUCCACUCACAAAACUCCACGCGUCUCAGUCGAUGCUUUACCCUCUUAAGGCCCUUGAAUCUGAGGCAAACCCGUGGUAGAAAAUUCCCCAUGACACGUUUAUUUAACAGGCGAUCCAUAAACUGACCCAGCAUGGAAACAUCCCACCAGAACCGGUGUUUUUUUUUUUUUGUUUGUUUGUUUGUUUUUUGAGGAUGGAAAAAUCAGACUGUUGGCUGGUUUUUGUGCACCUUCGAGGCUCACCAGUGUCAGCGUCACGCCACUGUGGCCUUUACUUUACCAUAUGAAAAGGAGAGCGCAUUAAGAUGCAAGAGGCGUACAAACCUCCUAUGUACCCAAAGCCGACUUAACACAGGCCUCGGUUGCUCUGAGUUAUUAUGAAAGAGAUAACCAUAUAUAGGCCUAUAUAUACUAUAUAUACGACACUAUUUUAUCUGGCAUCAACAACUUCAGUAGCUUUAUAACCUCAGAAUUGGUUAAAGAGUGUAAUAAUAAUCUUUACUAAUCUACAUUCUUUUAUAUUUUGGAAGAAAGUCUGUUUUGUUGCAGGGUUUCUUACUCUGUUUCUCCAUAUGAUUCAUUUAUACUUUGCGCUUCCAUAGACAAAACCAGACUUUUCUGUGUCUCUUGUCUUUUUGUCUUUUGUAAUAUUUUCUAGCGUGUUGUUGCCUAUUUUCCUGCAGCAGGAACUUUGUGCACCCGAGGCUCGACUGAGACACAACAACUCCUCCCUGGCUGUGCGUCCAAUCAGCGGGAGUUCUGCAGAGCCUUUCUGUUGUCAUUGGAUGGAGAUGGGAGAGGAAUACGCAGCCAUGGCACAACGUAAACACAUGCUGGUCUCCUUAGCUCCGCAGAGGACGCGCCGGAUAGAGCAGAUGAAGUGAGCGAAACUACCGAGAGGACCGGAGAGGCUUUAAAGUUGUUGUCAUUCUCAUGUAAUCGCUUUAAAACGUUAAUAUAAAAAACGGGUUAUAAGUGAGCGGUGCAACAGCUCCUCAGUUUGGCACGGAAAUAAGGUGUUUUUCCAUAUCAUCAGUUUCUGUGGAUUACGCACGGCGGAGGCUCCGGGACAGAGAAAAGUUUUGAAGACUAUUGUUUUGUUGCACAGGAAUGCUAAGAAAGUGUGUUUUGUCACACAUGUCUCAGCACGCACAAGCUGCUAUAUAACUAAAAUUAUAAUCUGAGCCUCUAUGGAGUGAUUUCGGACCUUUUUUUUUUACCAAUCGCGCAUAAGUUUCACUCAUGUUGAGAUAGACUGAAUUUAUUCAUGGAUUAGAAUAAACUGGGACUUUAACAAAACAUCAGAAGAGAUAAAUAUAUCUUAAGAUAUAUGCUUUGGGGGAUGGCAACAGCCACUUCGAGUCCAUACCUAGCCAGCAGCAGGAUUUUAUCCGGCCCUGUCCUUCACUCUGAUCGGAGGGGUGGUGGCAUGCAGCCGGGCAGCACCGCUGUGACCACGGUGUCUAGUGGAUACAGAGGGGACCCUUCAGUAAAGAUGGUGCAGAGUGACUUCAUGCAGGGAGCCAUGGCGGCGAGCAACGGGGGCCACAUGCUAAGCCAUGCCCACCAGUGGGUGACAUCGUUGCCUCACGCAGCAGCCGCAGCAGCCGCGGCCGCGGUGGCAGCAGUCGAGGCCGGCUCUCCGUGGCCCCCCAGCUCCCAGCCGCAAGACGCGAAGAGAACAGCCGGCAGGGAGGACCUCCACUCAGGCUCUGUUCUGCACCACAGGUCCCCACAUCUGGGACCUCAUCAGGCGCACCCGGGAAGUUGGGGAGGCACUUCCGCAGCGCACAUCAGCAUCACCGAGGGGCAGCAGCAGCAGCAGCAGCAACAGCAGCAACAGUCUCUCAUUUACUCCCAGACCGGCGGGUUUACAGUCAACGGGAUGCUAAGCUCGCACGCUGGGCAGAGCCUCAUGCACCCGGGGCUGGUGCGCGGGGAGUCCCCGGAGUUGGACCACAGCAGCCACCAUCAUCACCAUCACCACCAUAAUCACCACACGCACCAUCACCAGCAUCACGGGGUGAGCCACGAACCGCACUCAGACGAGGACACCCCAACGUCUGAUGACUUGGAGCAUUUCGCCAAACAGUUCAAACAGCGGCGGAUCAAGCUGGGUUUCACCCAAGCAGACGUGGGCUUAGCUUUGGGCACCCUGUACGGCAACGUGUUCUCACAGACCACCAUCUGCAGGUUUGAAGCGCUGCAGCUGAGCUUUAAGAACAUGUGCAAGCUGAGGCCUCUGCUGAACAAAUGGCUGGAGGAGGCCGAUUCCACGACCGGGAGCCCGACCAGCAUCGAUAAGAUCGCCACCCAAGGCAGGAAGAGGAAAAAGCGCACAUCCAUCGAGGUGAGCAUAAAAGGCGCGUUGGAGAGCCACUUCCUCAAGUGUCCCAAACCAUCCGCACAGGAGAUCAACUCCCUGGCGGAAACCCUGCAGCUGGAAAAGGAGGUGGUCAGAGUCUGGUUCUGCAACCGCAGGCAGAAAGAGAAGCGCAUGACGCCGCCUGGACUGCCACGCACCCCGGAGGACGCAUAUUCACAGGUGGGCAGCAUGGGUCCUGACACACCGUCACCCUCCAUAGACUGCAAGAGGAUGUACAGCGACACGUGAAAAUAACUUAAACAAAAUGCCGGACAAGAAAUCUGAACAACGUGAAGUGUUUGAAAACAUUUUUAGAGAAAAUGUUUCCUGUUUCCCUAAAUGAUAGGAUAAUUCAUUAACUUUUCUUACAGAUCCCCAUGUCUCUUGAUCCACAACAAUAAUGUUUUCCAGUGUGUGUUCAUUUCAGAGCAGGACAAAUGUCUACUUUUAUGCAUUGCUUCGGCAUCGGUAUUUUUCUGCACUAUGAAUCAGCCUUUGGGACAGAGAAUUAAAAGCGUAACUAAAAUCUGAAUAGAAAAUAAUUCAAAGUCUAUUAAAGGCAAUGUUUGUUCACCAAAAGAGACGACAGAAUGAACAUUUAUCAAUUUGAUGCCAAGAAGUUCAAACAGAAAAAGUUGUUUCCGUAUCACUGUAAUGUUAAAAAUAAAAGUUCCCUUGUAAUGCUGCAGAUGUUGAUGUCCCACAGGCUAGACUGGGCUGUAACCUACUUUUAAAAAAAAUGGAAGACAUUGAUUUAAUGCGCUUUAUUCAGCAUUAAGUUGUUUUUUAUGAGCAAUAAUUGAUCUUCCUUCAAACGUGUUUCUCACUUUUGUGUUGUGUGUCAGUGGAUUUAUGUUGUGACACAGUUUAAGAUGGUCAAAGAGCGAUUUGAAAUAAUACCAGUAUUGUGUUUGUUUUCCUUCAUAGGAAACUUAUUUUUUUAAAUUAGAAAACAUUCCCUUAAGUUUAUGUACAAGUAAGUCUGCUGUGUAUUCUUGUGUGAUGAUUUGUACUAUUUAUUUUUUCCACUGUGUUUAUUUUCAUGGAAUAGACUAAUUAUUUAAUAAAUUUGACAUAAGGAAAGAA